Molecule: messenger RNA, 1747 nt
Organism: Eupeodes corollae
Lineage: Eukaryota; Metazoa; Arthropoda; Insecta; Diptera; Syrphidae
Gene: Pgd
Product: 6-phosphogluconate dehydrogenase, decarboxylating
Exons: 5
Coding region: 146-1591 (481 amino acids)
Biological process (GO): pentose-phosphate shunt, oxidative branch; pentose-phosphate shunt
Cellular component (GO): cytosol
Molecular function (GO): NADP binding; phosphogluconate dehydrogenase (decarboxylating) activity
Source: RefSeq, a predicted model, not a curated record
UUUGUACUUCACAAUAGUGUGAGUGUUUUCGUCGCGGUUUCACCAGUCAACUAACUCACUUUUUCAGUGAUCGCGCGAUCGCCGAACUGUGCAGCAGUGAACAUUAUCUAAUUUCCAGAAAGAACUUAUUUUCUUAUUCUCAAAAAUGUCCCAAAAAGCCGAUAUUGCCCUUAUUGGUUUGGCCGUAAUGGGUCAAAACCUAAUUUUGAAUAUGGAUUCGAAGGGUUACGUAGUUUGUGCGUAUAAUAGAACUGUCGAUAAGGUUGAUCAAUUCCUUAAUAAUGAGGCUAAGGGCACCAAGGUCAUUGGAGCUAAAUCACUCGAGGACAUGGUCAACAAACUUAAGUCACCUAGAAAAAUCAUGUUAUUAGUGAAAGCCGGCAGUGCAGUCGAUGACUUCAUCAACAAGCUGGUGCCACUUCUUUCCCCUGGCGAUGUUAUUAUCGAUGGAGGUAAUUCCGAAUACCAAGACACUACCCGUCGAUCUGACGAACUUAAGUUGAAGAAAAUCUUAUACGUCGGAUGUGGAGUGAGUGGAGGGGAAGAAGGUGCCCGUCAUGGACCAUCACUCAUGCCUGGUGGCAAUCCUGAGGCAUGGCCCCUUGUUAAGGACAUAUUCCAGUCGAUUUGUGCAAAGUCUAACAAUGAACCCUGUUGCGAAUGGGUGGGUGAAGGUGGUGCUGGACACUUUGUAAAAAUGGUCCACAAUGGAAUCGAAUAUGGUGAUAUGCAGCUUAUAUGUGAAGCAUAUCACAUAAUGAAAAGUCUUGGCUUGACACAAGAUCAAAUGGCUGAACAGUUUGGCAAGUGGAACACUGAGGAACUGGAUUCAUUCCUUAUUGAAAUUACACGUGAUAUCCUCAAGUACAAGGACAGUAAGGGUUAUCUUCUCGAGAGAAUUCGAGAUACUGCUGGUCAGAAGGGAACCGGUAAGUGGACGGCAAUUGCAGCUCUAGAAUAUGGUAUUCCAGUUACGCUAAUCGGUGAAGCUGUAUUCUCACGUUGCCUGUCCGCCCUGCAAAGUGAACGUGUGCUGGCUAGUAAGCAACUGAAAGGACCCGAGGUUAAACCUCAAGUCGAAAACUUAACAACAUAUCUAAAUCACAUCAAACACGCACUGUAUUGUGCAAAGAUUGUUUCGUACGCUCAAGGUUUCAUGUUGUUGCGUGAAGCAGCCAAGGAGAACAAGUGGAACUUAAACUAUGGUGGUAUUGCUUUAAUGUGGCGUGGGGGCUGCAUCAUUAGAAGUGUUUUCUUGGGUAACAUCAAAGAGGCGUUCGAAAGGAAUCCUAAUUUAUCCAAUUUAUUGCUGGAUGACUUCUUUAAGAAGGCCAUUGCAACUGGACAACAAUCAUGGCGCCAAGUAGUGAGUAGUGCAUUCCUCUGGGGUAUACCCGUUCCUGCUAUGUCAACGGCUCUGUGUUUCUACGAUGGUUAUCGCACCGAGAAGCUUCCAGCUAAUUUAUUGCAGGCACAACGUGAUUACUUUGGAGCUCAUACUUACGAAUUACUAGGUCAAGAGGGUAAAUUUGUGCAUACCAAUUGGACCGGAACUGGUGGAAAUGUAUCGGCUAGUACAUAUCUGGCUUAAGGGGUUUUAAAUUAUGUCUCUUUGUGUGUAUAAGUAUUUUGUGUCUUUCCUUAUAAUAAGUUUUUUUGAAACUCAAUUUGAUUUUUUUUAUUAAGUUAAAUAAAUAAUUGUAAAAAUACAAUAAUAUGAAUAAAUCUAUUAGAAGUGGAAAGAAUA